Aphis gossypii (cotton aphid) is the source of this 724-nucleotide messenger RNA. RefSeq lists its product as uncharacterized. The record is from RefSeq and is a predicted model, not a curated record. Bases 157 to 660 code for a protein of 167 amino acids. Lineage: Eukaryota; Metazoa; Arthropoda; Insecta; Hemiptera; Aphididae. The transcript has 3 exons.
AUAAUAAUAAAAUAUGUGCUACCUACCAAUUAUCUAUAGUUAAAAAUUAAAACUACAGUUGGAAAAAAAAUUAAUCAUAUUGGAAUAAUGCUUAACAAACAUCUAACGUAUAUCGUGGUAAGAUGAACGGUAAGAUAGUUAUAAAACGAAAAUAUUAUGGAAACUGACAGGAAAGUAAGAACGGCAGCUAAUUACUAUAGAAAGAACGUAUUAAGGAAAUAUUUCCAGAUUUGGAAAAAAUAUUCUGAUCACAAACAGUGUUUAAUAAACAAAACAAUACAAAUACCAAACAAUAGUUAUUUGGGUUCAGAGUUUGAUUGUGAAAUAAUAGAUUUGAGGAAGAACGAUAAUGACCAAAAAAAAAAAGUUGUAUAUACAACAAUUGUUAGUACAAAUAAACAUUUAGACAAUGAAGUAAAAGAAGAAAAGAUAAAACUUAGGAAUUUUAUUUUAGAGAGUUUAUGGAAAAAAUAUAAUUUAAUUCCAAUAAAUAAACGAUAUAGUAGAACACGAAAUGAGAAAAUAACUAUUGAACAAUCACAAAAGUAUAAUAAAUGUUCCAAAAAAAAUUUGAUUUUAGUGUAUUGCGCAUUAUUAUUAUUCAAAACUACGUGGAAAAUAUGGUACAGGUAUUCCAAUGUAAUUGAAAAGGGAAAAUGACUAUAUUUAUUGUAAAUUGUAAAUUGUCUAUAUUUAUAAGCCGAUAAAACUACGUAUUAUAUUC